Molecule: messenger RNA, 828 nt
Organism: Diorhabda carinulata
Lineage: Eukaryota; Metazoa; Arthropoda; Insecta; Coleoptera; Chrysomelidae
Product: tropomyosin-like
Exons: 2
Coding region: 68-757 (229 amino acids)
Source: RefSeq, a predicted model, not a curated record
CAAACAGUCACUCCGCUGUCAUAAAUAACACAGAUUCAAUUUUCAAAAUAAUUAUUGAAAUGCUAAAAUGAUGUUGUUCGUAAUGACGAAAAAAUUUGUAUAUAUGAUUAUUAUCUGUUCAACAGCAAUUUAUUGCACAGAAUGUCCUGGUCAUGGUAAAUCAGAAACGAAAGAUUUCGGAACGCAAGCUUCAAACAUCGCCGUAAAGGCGGCUCAAGAAGCGAAAGCAGCUGAAGAUGCACAGCAGCAAGCGGGUUUCCAAGCAGCAAAACAAGUCAAACAACAACUGGCGGAGAAAGCAUCGGAAGCAGCAAAAGCGGCCGAAGCUGCCCUUUCAGGCAAAGAGGUAUUAGUCGAAGAAAUACAAGAAGAAGUGAAAGAAGCCGAAAUAGUUAUUAACGAAGAAACUGCUAGCUUGCAACAACUUCAACAAACCCACCAAACGGCCAGUAAAGCCGCGCAACAAUCUCAAGCUGAGUUAAAGCUCCUCCAAACGACUUUUCAGCUCGCUCAAGGGAACGCUGCCAAUUCUCAACAAACUUUAGAAGGUCUCAAUACACAAAUCAGUGAAAAAGAACAACUAUUGGAAGCUGCUAAAUUGAAGUUAGAUCAACUUAAUAAGCAAAGUCAAUCCGCGAAAACCGAUCUGGCUAAAACUAAAGAAGCAGCUAAAAAAGCGGAAACUGCUGCCGCGGAAGCUAAACAAAACGCGUCAAGAAAUAAAAGAAAAGUUAAAAGAAAUGCCUCGAAUCCAUAAAUUGACGUUUUUUUUUUGUGAUUUUAUAUAUUUUUAUAUGUUUUUCAUAAAUAUAUUUAAAUUGAAAACUG